Molecule: messenger RNA, 1023 nt
Organism: Poeciliopsis prolifica (blackstripe livebearer)
Lineage: Eukaryota; Metazoa; Chordata; Actinopteri; Cyprinodontiformes; Poeciliidae
Exons: 2
Coding region: 1-1023 (340 amino acids)
Source: RefSeq, a predicted model, not a curated record
AUGGUUCUGAGCCAGAAGGUUCCGACCCAGAAGGUUCUGAGCCAGGAGGUUCUGACCCAGGAGGUUCUGAGCCAGGAGGUUCUGACCCAGAUGGUUCUGACCCAGAUGGUUCUGACCCAGAAGGCAUCAUUUGGGUCGUCUGUUGUUCCCUCUGCACAUGUUACAGAAAUGCAGCUAACCGUUGGAGCAUCUGUGGCGAGACGCCAUGUUGGAAAUAAUAUAACCCUAACGGGGCUGUGCACACCACCAACACGCCACCAACCCGCCACCAACACGCCACCAACACGCCAUCAACCCGCCACCAACACGCCACCAACACGCCACCAACACGCCACCAACACGCCACCAACCCGCCACCAACACCCACCAACACGCCACCAACACGCCACCAACCCCCACCAACACGCCACCAACACGCCACCAACCGCCAUCAACCCGCCAACACGCCACCAACACGCCACCAACACGCCACCAACACGCCACCAACACGCCAUCAACCCGCCACCAACACGCCACCAACACGCCAUCAACACGCCACCAACACGCCACCAACACGCCACCAACACGCCACCAACACGCCAUCAACCCGCCACCAACACGCCACCAACACGCCACCAACACGCCACCAACAGGCCACCAACACGCCACCAACAGGCCACCAACACGCCACCAACAGGCCAUCAACCCGCCACCAACACGCCACCAACACGCCACCAACAGGCCACCAACACGCCACCAACAGGCCACCAACACGCCAUCAACCCGCCACCAACACGCCACCAACACGCCACCAACACGCCACCAACAGGCCACCAACACGCCACCAACAGGCCACCAACACGCCAUCAACCCCCACCAACACGCCACCAACACGCCACCAACACGCCACCAACAGGCCACCAACACGCCACCAACAGGCCACCAACACGCCACCAACAGGCCACCAACAGGCCACCAACACGCCAUCAACACGCCAUCAACACGCCACCAAUCACCAAUCGCGACUUGAUCGUGACCUCUUAA